Molecule: messenger RNA, 852 nt
Organism: Brassica oleracea var. oleracea
Lineage: Eukaryota; Viridiplantae; Streptophyta; Magnoliopsida; Brassicales; Brassicaceae
Molecular function (GO): acyltransferase activity, transferring groups other than amino-acyl groups
Source: RefSeq, a predicted model, not a curated record
ACGUGGAUACGAGAAAAUAGGCCCAAAUAAUUAAUGGGCAUUUAUGGCCUAUUAGAAUCAUCUCUUGUUUAUUUAUUUCGUCGUAUAAUUAGAUUUAAAAAAAAACAAAUUAAACCGUUAUUAACUGACAAUACAAGUUACAUAACCAUAUAACCAUGGAAUCACCGAAAAUAUUCCUUCGGUCGUUUAAUCACUCAGACGCCGAAGACGUUCUUAAAUGGGCCGGUGACGAUGACGUCACACGUUACCACCGUAGGGACUCCGUUAUAGAAGAAGCCCAACAACACAUCGUCCAAAAGGCUAUACCACACCCAUGGCGUCGUUCCAUCUCUUUGCUUGACGACGGUCGUUCAAUCGGUUGCGUCUCCAUCAGGCCUGAUUCCGGAGAUGGUAGUUGCCGGGCUAACCUCGGAUACGCAGUCUCCAAAGAGUUUUGGGGGGGGCCGCGGGGGAUAGCCACUGCAGCGGUAAGGAUGGCAGUGGACCAAUCUUUCGAGGUUUUUCCGGCGGUGGUGGAAGUGGAGAAUAGAGCAUCUCAGAAGGUUUUGGAGAAAGUUGGGUUUGAAAAAGAGGGUUUGCUUAAAAAGUAUGGUUUUUGCAGAGGAGUGGUUAGAGAUAUGUUUUUGUAUAGUUUUGUUCAGUAUGAUAAGUAAUAUAAUAAUUAAAGGGAAAUAAUGGGAAGUAACUUGAUCAUAAGAUCUUGUUUUAGUUGAAAUGAUAUUUUAAGUUUGCAAAGAAAAAGAUGUUUACGGCAACGAGUGAUGGUCCCGUCUGUCUCUAUGUCCUUAUCAUGUCAUAAGUUGUUUUAAGUCGUGCCAUAUGAAUUAUGAUCUAUGGUGACUCUUCUCUUUA